UGACCUAGCGUUUUUUUUUGUGAUAUUAAUCAACUACAUUUUAUUUAGAUGGACAUUUACUUAUUAAUUUUUUUUUUUUAAUGAAGUUUUUGAUGGAAUUCUGUAUGCGUAUUUUAUUUUUAAGUGCACAUGUUAUAGUUAUUGACUUAUUGUCCAAUUUUUUUUAUUUUAUUUAUUUUUAUUUUUGAUGGAAAGUGUUAUUGUCCUAAUUGAUUGUAGAGGUUGGGCGCCAAGCUUAGAACCCCACCCUCGUACCCUUCCUCUUCUCUGUUUGUCUUAUUAUUUGUUGUUGCCACCUUUUACCUCAAAUCAUCAAUCCAUAUUCUUUCCUUGUCUCAUCUCAUCUAUAAUCCAAUUCGAACUAAAAACUCUAAAAUACAAAAAUAAAAAACAAAAAUUUGGAGCUAAAAAUAGAAUCCAAUCCAUCCAUGGCUCUUUCAGCCUUCAAAUCCUCAUCUAGAAGAAACAAUAUCACAACUCCUCCUUCUUCUUCUUCUUCAACAAUCCCCAACAACAAUGGCAGACGCACCCCUGAUAUUUCAGCCAAGAGACAAGCCGCAGCUCGGAGAUCCAGAAGCGUCAGCGCCUUAUCCAGGACUACCUCCGACUUCUCAAACGCCUCCAUUGAUUUCCUCAACAAGAGAGACAACCCUCUAUUCUCCGCCACUCCUUCCCCUCCGGACCUCGAUAACCCCGCUCCCACCGACUCCAGGCCGAGCACCGUCUCCGCCGAUAGUCGGAGGGGACGAUCGGUUUCUAGGAAUGACAAUGCUUCUUUGGGGGCAACCAAAGAGGUGGGUCGGACUCUGUCGAGGGUGGAUACCGGUCGCCGCAAUCGAUCUGUGUCCAGAUGUCCUGGUCCUAGGAAGUCUUACAUGAAUUCCGAGAGUGAAGCUGAGCUAGAAUGUAGUCCAGUGAAGAGUUUCGGGAGUAAGAAUUUGAAUUUAGAUGAGACUAAACGUUUGGUUAGAACUGGAAGUACUGAUCAGUUGAAAGGUCUAAGGACAUGGUCUAGUCAACAUUCUGACAUAGAGCCCUCACAUGAUUCUGGUGUGAGUUUGUUUUCUUCACAUCCAAAAACUUCUAGGGGAGAUGGAGCUUCCUCCACGAGCUCUUUGUUGGGAGUUGAAGAGAAAACCAUUAAAGCAGUGUGUGAACAGAUGAAGUCAGACCGGGAUUCUUUGGAUGGUGAUGCUUCUACUGUUGGUAUAUAUGAAACUGUACGAUCUGAAGUGAGGCGUGCUAUAUCUGAAAUCCAAAAUGACCUUGAAAAAGCGAUCAGAAGGAGUAAUACAUCUUCAAUCGUUAAUUCCAACAUAACUGAUAUUCCUCCUGAUCUGGUAAAUCCAAGUGCAGUUGAAUUAGUUUCAGAUAUAAGAAGAGAAUAUGCUGAAAAACUUGAACAGUCCAAGGAACGGGCUAGACAACUUCGAGGAGACCUGGCUGUAGAGGAACACCGUGGACAAGAGUUGAGCAGAAUCCUAAAGGAAGUACUUCCAGAUCCCAAGAUCUCCAAUGUGCCAAAGUCUCGUCCAGGAAGAAAAACCAGCAUUGAAAGAAGAAAGAUGUCCAAACGUCUAACUGAAGAGGCCAUGUCUUACUUCGAUGAGUGUGUAUCUCUAUCCACAUUUGAUAGUUCCGACUUUUCAUCACCCGAAGACCCACCUGUCAACAUAGUUGGUUGUACUCCUAUGGACAAUAGUGUAUCCCCACUCCAAGCAAGCUCAAGUGCCUCGGUCACCAAUUUCUCCAGCAGUUUUUUCAAGGAUAAACAGGAAUCAAGCAUUCAAUAUCAGACUAUAAAUAGGCAUGAGGCUGCAGACCAAAUGGCCAGCAGUAGCCAUAUGGAUUCCACCUUAGAUCAGUCUAGUCCUACAGGCAUCAAUGAGGGAAGGGGUUGGAAAUCCCAAUCCCAUUUUUCUUUUGCGCGAAAGGCAACAGAAACUCCUGAACUUCAACAGGACAUUCAGAAGUACAUUAGAAAUUCCGAAAAAGGCGUCAAGAAGGGUGACAUAAAUUCACAAUUUGUGAGAUCGAAUGGUUGCGACUUGGGCGAGUAUGAAUUGCAGGCUGCCUCUCAAAGCUUUGUGUUUGACAGAAUGGUCAUGAGAAACAGAAUAGAGUCUGGCAGCUUGCUACUCUGUAAUGGUGGUAUCCCCCUUCCAUUUUCUCCUUUUGCCUCUUUUGUUUAAUUAAUUUAGGGCUGCCUCUGAAUGUUUAUACUUGUAUAAUACGGAAGGGAUGCUGAGAAUGAAAUUAAAAAAAAGAUAAUUUUAUAAAUACCGAAAAACAACAAAAAAAAAAUUUAUAUUUUUUUAUAGGUAA
Messenger RNA from Cannabis sativa, 2325 nucleotides. RefSeq lists its product as uncharacterized. The transcript has 8 exons. Bases 429 to 2192 code for a protein of 587 amino acids. NCBI's taxonomy places the organism in Eukaryota, Viridiplantae, Streptophyta, Magnoliopsida, Rosales, Cannabaceae. The record is from RefSeq and is a predicted model, not a curated record.